AUGGCAGAGCCGACUAUAGCGGAGAUCGAAGAGCGCAUCAACCUGCUCUACCAAGUGGGCAAUCCGCAGGUCAUCAAGGAAACUGAUGCGUUUCUGACUACUCUGCAACGAUCUGACCGAGGGUGGGAGAUCGCAGACGCACUGAUGCAUAGCGAAGAUGACAAGGUGCAGUACUACGGCGCGCUGACAUUUACGGUCAAGCUGAACCAGGAUGGGGACAAGCUGGAUGAAAACCAGUCUUCCCUUCUUCUAUCUACUCUCAUGUCAUGGCUUCUUCGACUAGAGAAGACUAGUCAGAGUAAGGUUGUAGCCACCAAGUUUUGUUCCACGCUCGCGAACUACUUUUGCAAGCCGACGUCGUCGUGGACGAAGUGCAUUCACACACUUGCCUGCUCUUUCUACAAGGGCACUCAGGUCCCAGAGGAGUCUAUUGACAAAUUUCUAUCAAUAUGGGAGCUUCUGCCUUCCCUGACCGACGGCCAAAUUUACUAUCUUCUAUUGUUCGCUAUGGACCUUGCAGAAGCAGCGAAAAGCUUAUCCCAACAGCAGCAUGAGACGCUCCACAAUCGAAUGGCAUCAAACACGGUCGACAUAGAAGCACUGCUUCAUGAAUCCCUGCGUCGUGGCCAAGAAGUGGUGUGCAUGCGAGACGAGAUCGCGAGAGAGGGUAUGCAGGAGGCUGGUCAGAAAAUCCUCAACCAGGCUCUUAAGACCUACGUGUCCUGGGUCUUUUAUGCACAACAAGAAUUCAAAAACUCGACAGAAUCUCUCAAAAAUCUGCGUACGGUGUUUGACAUGGCUGCGCCCUGCCUUGAGCUAGACGUAGACGACGCCAUCGACAUAUUCGCGGAUAUACUAGAUAACUACCCCAAAUUCCUCCUUCCUGAGCAACAGUACAAAUUAUGGGAAUGCUGCAUGAGUCCUUGGGGUAUUGAGAUUCUGAACCAGAACGAUGAUACGUCGGUCACUCUCUUGCGGAUGGUCAUAGCGUAUUGCCAGAUACUGUUGAGUUCUGGCCGUCUACACAAGGAAGCAGGACAAAACUUCGUAUGCGACCAAGCUUUAGGGACACUUCAUAACCUACUAAAAUACGAAGGCUACGUCGGAGAUGGCGAUGAGAUUGCGCCUCCGGUUGCCGAUUUCUGGAGCGUCUACAUCAGUACACUCGACGACGAGAUGUUCAAGUUCAAGGAAGCGGAUGCAAAACCAGCUUGGGUUGAUAUCGCAAAGGCUCACACGUUCCUAGUCGUCACGGAGUUGUUCGAUAAGAUACGCUUCCCUCCGCCGGAAGCGACAAAAGCGUGGGAUAGCGAGUCAAGAAGCAGGUUCAAGUCUUUCCGAAUGGAUGUCCGUGAUCUGUUUCAGUCAGCCUACGAACAAAUACGUGAGCCGCUUCUCGACCAUUUCGUCAAGGUCAUCCAGUCUGCCCUAGCUGAGAAAGCUUGGCUCCAGGUCGAAGCCGGCCUAUUCUGCUUGAACUCUAUCGCCGAAGAGCUCGAUGCAGAUACUGACCUCCAAAUUCGAACUCUUCUCGGUGCGUCCUUGUUCGAUCAUAUGACGGCAGCUGAGAAUAUUCCUGCGGUGACCCGCCGAUCCGCAGUGGAGAUGGUCUCGCAUUUCACGGAGUUCUUCCUUCGCAAUAUGGAUUUUGUAGCUCCAGUACUACGGUUCUUAGUCACUGCUCUUGCUCAGCCAGCUCUGGCCAAUUCAGCAGCCAAAUCCUUCGCUUCCCUCUGCUCGUCCUGUAGGAAAGCUCUUACUGGAGAACUGGGGUCCUUUUUCGAUAUGUACCAACAAUUCCUCGGCUACCAGACAGCCGAAGUUCACACCAAAGGAAAGGUCAUGGAAGGCAUUGCAGCAAUCAUCGAGGCUCUGCCCUCAGAUGCUGAAAAAGCUACACGACUUCAAGAGCUGUUUCAAUAUAUCUCCAUGGACGCCCAGAAUGCAAUUACUCCGGAGAAUGCAGGGACAGAGACCAGCGCUGUGUUUGCUUUAGCUGCUCUCCAAUGUCUGACGAGCAUAGGUAAAGCUUUACAGGCACAAGAUGACGCUGUGAUCGAUCUCGAAUCUGAGGGCCCAUCAGAGAAAAGCCCAUCGAACUUCUGGACCGAAGGACCAGGAAGCACGAUCCAGUCUCAGAUAUUCCAAUUCAUACAGGUGCUCACGCAGAUUCAUGGCAAGGAAGGAGACAUCAUUGAGGAAGCCUGUUCAAUCUUCCGGACUGGGUACAAGGAAUCCGUGCCUGGACCAUUCCUACUGCCUCCAAAAGCGACAGUCGACUUCAUCGCCAGCACUGACGUCAAUACGCCACGCCUCCCCUUUGUGCUAGAGACGGCUUGCAUAUUCGUCCGAUCACAUAAGAGCGACAAAUCGCCAUCAUUUCACGAGCAAGCCCAGCUCCUGCUCCGCUACAUUCUGAAGCUGAUGCAGCAACUUGGACACCCUAGCAUAGACCCCGAGGUCUCUGUAGGCUGCAUCGAGGUCGUCCAGCGGAUCAUCAACACGAACGCGGAUAUUCUCAACGGGGAAUCUUCCGAGGUUUUACAAGCCAUGUUUCAAUUCUCCAUCGAAUGCGUGCUAUCGCCAGACGUACUACCGAAGCGUGCAGCAGCGGAGCUUUGGAACGAUAUCUUCGCUCUAUCUCUCGACAUGCGUCAUCCGCAGCAGAGCAUCGCACAGCAAAUAGUCAGCCAUUUUGGUCCAACAGUGACUCGGGCACUGGUUUUCAAUGUUUGUGGCGAGGCCGACACUAGCUCGCUAGAUUAUAUCAUGCCGCCACUCCGCAAGAUGAUACAAUCUCAGCCUUGGGCGCGUACCCAGAUCACCGAAGCGCUGGCUAACUUACCGUUGUUCGCACGAGCGCCCGAACAUUUCGAGGUUCAAAAACUAACGAGGAUAUUCACUGAGGGGCUGAUUAGAAAUGCUCGUCAAGUUUCAGCGUUCAAGAUCACAGUCAAAGACUUCUCGCAGAAAUGCAGGAAGAUGGCUGUGCAGCUAGGCCCAGAGGUUCCAUAUCUUGGCAUUUCGCCUAAUGCUCCCCUAUGA
This is a messenger RNA of Mytilinidion resinicola, 3045 nucleotides long. Its product is annotated as ARM repeat-containing protein. Bases 1 to 3045 code for a protein of 1014 amino acids. Gene Ontology annotation, cellular component: cytoplasm; nuclear membrane. Lineage: Eukaryota; Fungi; Ascomycota; Dothideomycetes; Mytilinidiales; Mytilinidiaceae. The record is from RefSeq and is a predicted model, not a curated record. The transcript has 4 exons. Gene Ontology annotation, biological process: protein import into nucleus.